GCGUGUCAAGUGAGAACGAUCGAAGUAAUCUCAACAUAACCUCCAAGAACUUCUGUCAAAUUCCGUCAUCAGCAUUUCCACAACAUUUCAAAAAUGUCAAACAUCAAGUUGCUGGAAGACAGAAUCGCGAAUUUGGAGAAGCAGAUGUAUGGGAUCGGCAAAACAGCGAAUAUCGACGACGACGAUGACGACUCCGCGCCGCAGAAUCCUAUCGUCGAUCGUCUCCUGGAUAUCAAUUCGCUUCUUUACUCGGCAUUGUCGGGUAGAGAAAAUCCCAGCGUGAUUAUCAAACGGUUUCCCGAGUUAAACAGCUACUUGGAGCCCUUUUCCGAGGACGUCGAUAUGCCUGCGAGUGCCAAAAUACAAUUGUUGCUGACGAUGGAGCCAGAAAUCAUGGAAAAUUACAAGCUGCUGACCAAGGUCCAAGAGCUCGCACCUGUAUUGGAGUCCGAACGUAUAAAAAAUGUACCUGAGCUAAACAACACGUUCAACAAAUUGUCGUUGUCAUAUCUGAAAGCUUACGAGGAUUCCGAGGAGUUAAAUGCGCACGUGCGCGAUCUCUUGUCCAAGUACAACGCGGUCAUAAACAGUAUAUCAGAAUCAUUGCUUACUCUAAAUGCCGCAGUUACAGCUGCUGAAGUAGCGGCCAAACCAAAAAAGCAAAUAGAUGACUGAAGAUGUUAGUUUGUGUCUGUAAAUAUUUAAAUGUAUUCAUGUUAAUUUAUAUAUCGCGUUUUAGUACAUAGGUUAUAUAAUUAUUUUAGUAGC
Molecule: messenger RNA, 768 nt
Organism: Pseudomyrmex gracilis
Lineage: Eukaryota; Metazoa; Arthropoda; Insecta; Hymenoptera; Formicidae
Product: dynactin subunit 3-like
Exons: 2
Coding region: 94-675 (193 amino acids)
Biological process (GO): cytoskeleton-dependent cytokinesis
Cellular component (GO): dynactin complex
Source: RefSeq, a predicted model, not a curated record